Carlito syrichta (Philippine tarsier) is the source of this 218-nucleotide messenger RNA. RefSeq names its product ATP synthase subunit epsilon, mitochondrial-like. Gene Ontology annotation, molecular function: proton-transporting ATP synthase activity, rotational mechanism. The coding region runs from base 1 to 156 and encodes 51 amino acids. Gene Ontology annotation, cellular component: mitochondrial inner membrane. Lineage: Eukaryota; Metazoa; Chordata; Mammalia; Primates; Tarsiidae. Gene Ontology annotation, biological process: proton motive force-driven mitochondrial ATP synthesis. The record is from RefSeq and is a predicted model, not a curated record. The transcript has a single exon.
AUGAUGGCAUACUGGCAACAGGCUGGACACAGCUACAUCCAACACUCCCAGAUGUGUGCAAAAGCAGUGAGAGAUGCACUGAAGACAGAGUUCAAAGCAAACACCAAGAAGAUUUCUGGCAGCAGCGUAAAAAUUGUGAAAGUAAAAAAGGAAUAAUCUACCCUGACUAAAGCUUGAAACGCUACAUUUCCAAGGCGAAACUGUGUGGGCACAUGUUA